AUGGGGUGGUCGUUAGCCAAAAGUAUUUGGAUUGCCGCAUUUGUAUCGGAAUCCGUGAUAUGCAGUGAUCCUUUGCUGAUAACUCAUUGGUCAGUCGAUAAGAGAGCUAGUAUCUGUUUCUAUUAUUACUUCGUCACCACAUUUUUGCAUAUUACAGUAGAGCAUGAGAAUUCUAACACUCUGUGCCAACUUCUACUGCAGCAUGAAUAUCGGUUUCACACUAAUAACCGUAAAGUUAUCAUUGAUACUGGCGACGGAGAUAACGCACAGGACAGUACAUUGAUUUCAGAUAUUUAUGCAUCUAAAAUAACAUUAAAUAAAUAUACAUUAUUACAACUUCAUGCAGAAACAAAAACUUCAACCAAAAGGAAGGAGAAACACUGA
Molecule: messenger RNA, 384 nt
Organism: Brugia pahangi
Lineage: Eukaryota; Metazoa; Nematoda; Chromadorea; Rhabditida; Onchocercidae
Source: the annotation of a GenBank genome assembly